UCGAUGUUCGCUUCGGCAAGCGGAGCAUGAGCUGUCUUCGCAGGCCUUGCACCGGUUUGGGCACACGAGAUAGAUGAAUUUUUGUCUUUUAAGUUAGCGCAAUUUUGUGUUUUUGUGCAUAUUCUGUGUUGUAUCUUUUUUCUCUCGUUACUUAUGUUAAGGUCGUCCUCAUGGUAUUUGACACUCCGUGCUGUCAGGGUGCAUGUUAGCUGCAGGUCGGCAUCAUGCUAGCUAGUUAGCUGCUAGGCUGUUUGUUUGUAGCCCCGUAGGCCGUAUUCGUGACAUAAGUUACGUCCUCUCGGCGGCGUAGUUUACGCGCGAUGGCGCAGGAGCUCGUGUGAAGUGAGACGUACGUCAUUUCGAGAAUAUCAGUCCCGUCCAGGUCGUAUUCUGAAAGGCCGGUUACGUGCGGAGCUGUCACUUGCUCUCAGUGGACAUGGCGAUGUACUGACAUGGAAGGUGUGACACUCGGCCCUUCAACUCUGUGUUGGGGUUUUCCCUGCUCCUGCAGCGUGUUGCAGACAAACAUCUGGUGUUACCUCAGGAGAUCGCCACCUCACCAACUGAGAUAUGAUAACACUAUUGGAUUAGACUGCAGCUGCACAGCAACAAACAUAGAGUCGAGUGAGGAGUGUAAUGGCCUGAGGGGGGUCCCCCCGGUCCCACCUGCCCCUGCCAGGUCCAAUCUGCCUAAACUGUCUGCUCAGCCACUGCAACCCACCACCGCGAUGGGAGACGGACUGGAGGCAGGCAGCAGCCAGAACCCUCCAUCUGCCCCACCGCCUCUCCCCUUCAACCCUCCACCCCCGGAAACAUGGAACCCCUCAAAACCCAAACGACAGACCAACCAGCUACAGUACCUGCUUAAAGAGGUGUUGAAGCCAUUAUGGAAACACCACUUUGCAUGGCCCUUCCAAGCUCCUGUAGAUGCCAUUAAACUCAAUUUGCCCGACUACUACAAGAUCAUCAAGAACCCUAUGGACAUGGGCACGAUUAAAAAACGUCUGGAGAACAACUACUACUGGAAUGCCCAGGAGUGUAUCCAAGACUUCAACACAAUGUUCACAAACUGCUACAUCUACAACAAGCCUGGGGAUGAUAUUGUCCUAAUGGCGAAGGCCUUGGAGAAGGCCUUUCUCCAGAAGAUCACACAGAUGCCGCAGGAGGAGAUAGAGAUCGCUGUGGUCACCAAGGGACGCAGAGGGAGCAGACGGGAGCCAGGUUUGAUCACCAAGUCUGAUUCAGGCCAAGACUCAUCGUCUCCCUCCACUACCCCACACACACGAGGCUUCUCCUCUCCUUCAACCACCCCUCAGCCCCAGGCUCAGCCCCCACGUGUCCCUCCUACACCCACUUCUCACGCACCACUUCUGGGACCUCCGUAUCCCCUGUCAACUCCUGAUGUCCUUGCCCAGGGCAUGACCUCUGUUCCUCCUCCAGCCCAGACGCACCCAGGCCUCCAUCCCGCCCCGAUGCUGCAGAGCUCCCCUGCCCUCAUCAAGCAAAGAAAAAGCCAGAAGAGGAAAGCAGACACCACCACACCCACAGCCAACGACCAGCUCAGUGAAUCAUCUCCUGUCUCUGCUGAGACUCGGCUGCGCCGAGAGAGCACUCGCCCCUCUAAGCAGCCCAAGAAAGACGCGUUGCAGCCGGACUCUCAGCAUCAUCUGGGAGGCAGUUUGGAGACGGGAGGGACUGUUGUGCAGAAACGGCAGGAGCAACUGCGUUUCUGUGCACGCCUCCUCAGAGAAAUGCUGUCCAAGAAACAUGUAUCGUAUGCCUGGCCCUUCUACAAGCCCGUAGAUGUAAAAGCUCUUGGCCUCCAUGACUACUACGACAUCAUCAAGCACCCCAUGGAUCUCAGCACCAUCAAGAUAAAGCUGGACAACAAACAGUACAGAGACGCUCAAGAAUUCGCAGCAGAUGUCCGGUUGAUGUUCUCCAACUGUUACAAGUACAAUCCCCCAGACCAUGAUGUGGUUGACAUGGCACGCAAAUUACAGGAGGUGUUUGAGAUGCGGUUUGCCAAAAUGCCCGAUGACACAGAGGAGCCCGUCCCUGUUCCCACCCCGUCGUCGGCCCUCCACCCUGCCCCCUCCACUCGACAAGCCCCGCCGCCCUCUGCUGUCUCGGAAGACGAUAGCUCCAGUUCCUCUGAAUCGGAGUCCUCGGGAGGAGACUCAGAACAUGAAAGGCAACAGCGAUUGGCUGAGUUACAGGAACAGCUGAAAGCUGUCCACGAACAGCUGGCAGCACUUUCCCAGCCCCAAGCCAGCAAGCCCAAGAAGAAAGAGAGGGAGAAAAAAGAGAAGAAGAAAGAAAAGCACAAGAAGAAGAUUGGAGCGGAGGACCCUGUGGAGACCUCUCCUUCUAUGGGGCUUCAGGCUUCGAAGAAAAACAAGAGCAACAAGGAGUUAAUCAUUGGGAAGAAGGAAAGGAAAAAGCCUGGUAAGAAAGAAGGAGUUAAAAAUAGCCGCCCAGCUGUGCAGCCUCAGCCUGGGCCAACUCCUCUUGUCCCUUCGGCCUCUCUUGAAGCAGAGGAUGACAUGGAUGCUUUCGGGGGCGUGUCCACUGACAGGUGCAAGCCGAUGUCGUACGAGGAGAAGCGCCAGCUGAGCCUGGACAUCAACAAGUUGCCCGGUGACAAACUGGGACGCGUUGUGCACAUAAUCCAAACGCGUGAGCCUUCGCUGAAGAACUCCAACCCGGACGAGAUCGAGAUUGACUUUGAGACUCUGAAGCCCUCCACUCUGAGAGAGCUGGAGAAAUACGUCUCCAGCUGCCUCAAGAAGAAGAAAAAGCCAUCAGAGAAGCCUCUUGAAACAACGAAUAUUACAAAGAUGAAGACAGGAUCCUCAUCUUCGGACAGCAGUGAUUCCUCUGACAGUGAAGACUCUGAAAAUGGGCUGGUUCCCAAGCAGCAGAAGAAGAUCUCCUCUAACAAAGACACCAAGAGACCGCACCAGUCCCUCAGUAGCGUAGUGAGCCCAGUCACCCCUCAGCCUCCGAUUCAGCCUCCGAUUCAGCCUCAAGUGGUUCAGUCCAAACCACCAUUUGUCCCCCCUCCCCCUGUCCACGUCUCUGUUCCGUCUCUGGACUCGUCCCAGCUGUUGAACUCUGGAUUUGAUCCUCUGGCUCAGUUCAUGAACCCUCACUUGACGCAGUCCCACACAGAGCCCAAUCCAACCAUUACUACUGUCGGUGCCCCCAUAGUGUCUGGCCUCCUCAACACAAACACACCCACUAGCCAGACACCCACUGAGACGCAUCCUUUCCUAAACCAACAUCCCGUCAUACCUUCGCCAGCGAUCCACAAUGCUCUACCCCAGCAACCAUCAAGGCCUAGCAACCGAGCAGCACCUCUUCCUCCAAAAAUCUCUCAGCCUCCCCCGUCUUCGCUCCCCUCCAUGCCUCCAUCAUCCUCACCCCAGCUUCAGCCCUCACUUCCACUCACUCUCCCCCAGCCUGUCCCCCGCCCCCGCGUUCCUUCACCCCCAUCGCAUGGCAUCUUGGGUACUCUCUCGGCGCAACCUCCCCAAGCUCUGUUGGAGGACGACGAAGAGCCGACGCCCACCAGUUCUGAACUUACCUCUCUCAGUCAAGUCCACACCUUCUUGCAGUCGCUCCAGGCUCGACCCACCACGCAGACGCAGCCGCUACAUGCGCACGCACACUCGCCUGCGCAGGUGGCCUCUCAGCUGGUGCCGUCGAUGCACACGCAGGCUGUGACGACACCCACCCCUCCCCUGACGCAGAGACACAGCUCAGGCCACGCGCACAUGCGGCAGCCGUUCCCGCAUACACACACGUCGGUGCCACAGCAGCAGAAGGGUGUGGCCCUGCAGCAGAAAGUACAGCAGAUGCAACAGCAGCAACAACAACAACAACAACAUCAACAGCAACAACAGCAGCAGCAGCCGUCACCGCGCAGCAAAGUAGAACCUUUCUCAACAGGUUGCCUGCGUGAGAGUCCUUCUUCCCUGAUGAUGCACUCUCCUCAGAUGCCUCAGUUUCAUACAGUGGGACAGCAGUCACCCUCACAGACCAAGAAACAUGAGCAGAGGUCCAACCUAGUGGGGAUCAAAGAAGAGAAACCCUCCCAGUCACCAGUUCUGCCCCCCUCGCCCUUCAGCCCCACCAUGCGUCAAGAAUCAAACAAACCCGACAGCAAACACAGAUUAGACCUGAAAUCACUGGAUGGCUCUCGCCCCGGUUCCCGCCUGCCAGACUCCCCGGUGCCACCCUGCUCCCAGCAAGACAUCAAAAUCAAGCAAGAGCCCAAAACUCCUAUCGCUCCCAAGAAGACGCAGGAUGUGAAGUUAAAGAACAUGGGCUCUUGGGCCAGCCUGGCUCAGAGGUCCCAGUCCACGCCGGCCUCCUCCGUGCGCUCCUCCAGCGACAGCUUUGAACAGUUCAGACGGGCCGCCAGGGAGAAGGAAGAGAGGGAGAGACAGCUGAAAGCACAGGCUGAACAGGCCAGGAGAGAGCAAGAAAAGCUACGCCGUGACGAUGAGGACACCAUGGAGCAGGCUCGUCGAGCGCAAGAAGAUGCCCGCCGUCGCCAGGAGCAACAGUCGCCCCUUGCUCCAACACCUCCAGCUUCCACGCCGCCUACUCACUCCCCACAGGCCCCGCCCUCACAACCACAGGCUCCACCCCCUCCUCCCUCUGCUGCACAUAACACUCCCGACCAGCAGAGGGAGAUGGCACGUCGCCGCGAGCAGGAGAGGCGCAGGCGAGAGGCGAUGGCUGACACCAUUGACAUCAACUUCCAGAGCGACCUGAUGGCCAUCUUUGAAGAGAAUCUGUUCUGAGGGGGGAAAAGCAGACGAUGAGAGUGAGAGAAGGACCUAUAGAGACGCAUACACAAAUUUACACACAUGCAUAUACAAUGCUCUGAUACGUAUGUCUGCCGCUCACACGUACACACACACACACACACACGCACGCACACUCACACACACUCACACACACUUGAUAGUAACUGUCCCUUUCUCUCAGUAGUUGAAACAGCUGGCUUGUGUCAUGUGAAUGAGAGGGGGGGAAGUGAAAGUGAAACAAGCAACCCUCUUUAGCUCCAACCUCAGAUACGUUUUGGUGUCUGGCUUGGUGUUUACGUUUGUCGCUUCUGAGUCUCCAAAGACGUCAGGUCGAAAGUGGACGUUGAAAUAAUAAGACAGUUGACUCCCUCAAGGAAAACAAGAAAGACAGAAUGAAAAGGAGGGGACAGAACUUUUACAUAAAAAUAAUAAUAAUAAUAACGGUGAUGAAGAGGAGGAUUUAAUUUAAGAAAUUAAGUGAAAAACCAUAUUCUGUAAUGUCUUGAGAGGAGACAUGGGUUAAAUGGAACAGGUGAACAAAUUACAAAAUGGAUCGAUCACUUUGUUUUUUGUUUUUUUUUCCCCUCUCCUAAUUUUGUCUCUCUCUCUCUUUUCUUUUUAUUUUUAUUUUAAGCUGGAUUUUAAGUGGCGGGAGUGGGAUGAUGUGGUCUAGUUUGUCAGGUUCAGCGGCCAUCCAAGAGUCUGUUGUUUUCUCAGGACACAGUGGGAACGCGACACCCUGGCCACAUUCUCACACUUUUCUAAGACAUCCUUCCUCUGUUCACUUCCCUCUAAUUCUCUCUCCCUUCAGUCGCUAGUCGGAGAGGUGGAGGCUUCAGGGUGACGCUCGGUCUGUGUGCAUGUUGAACAUCCGAGGGCGAUAAGGAAGGAACAAUGGCAUUUUAAGUUUCGACGUGUGUCCUUUGCCUUAGCGCGUUGGCCUGUAAACUAACAAUCAUACCCUACAAAUUAUACAUAUUAUAUAUAUAAAUAGAUACAUGAAUAUAUAUUAUAUACGACGAAAAGUCAA
Messenger RNA from Scatophagus argus, 5850 nucleotides. Its product is annotated as bromodomain-containing protein 4-like. Bases 453 to 4814 code for a protein of 1453 amino acids. Gene Ontology annotation, cellular component: chromatin; nucleus. The transcript is spliced from 22 exons. The record is from RefSeq and is a predicted model, not a curated record. Gene Ontology annotation, biological process: positive regulation of transcription elongation by RNA polymerase II; chromatin remodeling. Lineage: Eukaryota; Metazoa; Chordata; Actinopteri; Scatophagidae.